AUGGACCCUCGUCUCUCCCCAGACCCAACCUCACUCGACCCCACCCCAGGCUACACCCCCGCUAACAACAACACCAUGGACACCUCUGCCGACAACCACACAGCCAAUAUGGACAGUGACAUGUACACCGACUCUCAACCCGCCGCCGUGGGCACGCCAUCGUCCCUGUCCAACGUCCCCUUGACUGCGGAUGGUCCUGGUGGCAGUGGUGGAGCGGACCAGGCGGGCAACUCGAAGCGUAAACGGUUUGUCAAAGUUGUUGAGGUCGAUGCUCCCAAUAACUUGGACCUUGACGCCUACAUUGCUACCUACAAAGGACACACGAAGGUGAACCGCUUGGAGUUUAUCGCGGACCGCUGCCCCUCGCUCCAGGUCGACGCGCUCAAGCUGGCAAUCACGGAGCUCAGAAUCACGAAUACAUUGCAUGUCUCGCGAUACAUCAACCUGGUCAGGAAAUUGAACGAGGCGGUCAAGUUUGGCGCACCCGGCAGCGGGUCUGUCAGCAGCGACCUGCUGACUGUCGACAAGGCUUGGGCAGACAACCAGAUGCUGAAGGCCAAGCAGCAGACUGAUCUCUUGGAGGGUGAGCUCAAGAACUACAAGCGCAACUCUAUCAAAGAGAGCAUCCGCAUGGGAAAUAUCGAAUUGGGAAAUCACUAUUAUGCAUGCGGAGACUUGACCAGCGCUCACCGUUCGUACUCGCGCACACGCGACUACUGCACGACCUCAAAGCACAUCAUCGAGUUGUGCAUGAACGUCAUCAAGGCAAGCAUCGAGCUCGGUAACUUUCCCCACGUGUUGACCUAUGUCGUCAAGGCCGAGUCAACUCCCGAGGUCGCCCAGGACAAGGAGGUGACCAAGGCCAAACUCAAGGCCGCCUCUGGACUCGCCAACCUGGAUCUCAGCAAAUACCCCGCUGCUGCACGCGAUUUCUUGUCGAUUGGGGAGGAGCUGGUCGGCAACCAGUACGGUGAUGUGAUCUCCGCCAACGACAUUGCCGUCUAUGGAGGACUCUGUGCUUUGGCCAGUUUCAACAGAACAGAGCUUAAGCGUCUGGUCAUUGAUAAUGUUGGAUUUCGCCAGUACCUCGAGCUAGAGCCCCACAUCCGUGAUCUCAUCCAAGGAUUCUACAACUCCAACUAUGCCCUCUGCCUCGACAUCAUGGACAAGUGGAAGAACGAUUACUUGCUGGAUUUGCAUUUGCACUCGCAUAUUGAGGCUUUGUACACGAACAUUCGCAAGAAGGCACUGAUUCAGUUCUCGAGCCCAUUCUUAACGGUCGAUUUGACCAAGAUGGCCAAGAGCUUUUCGACGGCAGUUCCUGCGUUAGAGAAGGAGUUGGUGUCGUUGAUCAUUGGAGGACAGAUUGAAGCCAGGAUUGAUUCUCAGCAAAAGAUUCUGUGGGCCAAGCAGACGAACAAGCGUUCUGCGAUCUUUGACCGGUCGACAGCGAUGGGUCAGGACUAUGAGCGCGAGGCCAAGGCGUUGGUUCUUCGUAUGCAGAUGAUGAACCAUGGCUUGGUAGUCAAGGGCCCCCCUGGCGAGCGUGGUGGACCCAACGAUGGCGAGCAUUCCUUUGAGGCUCCUCAUCCUCGUGGCGGACGUGAUCGUGAGAUGUUUGCUGGUACACGUGCCAACGUGUCCAGCUUUUUGAGCAGCUUUUCUCGGGAACGCCACCACCGCUAA
Linnemannia hyalina is the source of this 1686-nucleotide messenger RNA. The record is from the annotation of a GenBank genome assembly. NCBI's taxonomy places the organism in Eukaryota, Fungi, Mortierellomycota, Mortierellomycetes, Mortierellales, Mortierellaceae.